Messenger RNA from Bombina bombina (fire-bellied toad), 1103 nucleotides. It is a transcript of the gene CCDC32, whose product is annotated as coiled-coil domain containing 32. Gene Ontology annotation, biological process: cilium organization. The coding region runs from base 119 to 667 and encodes 182 amino acids. Lineage: Eukaryota; Metazoa; Chordata; Amphibia; Anura; Bombinatoridae. The record is from RefSeq and is a predicted model, not a curated record. The transcript is spliced from 4 exons.
CGGAAGUCUAUGGGGUAGGACAGAGAGAAACCUGGAAGGUUAGGGGCGAGUUGGAUUUACUAUUUCAAUAUCAAACUGUCGUGCUUUGUGAAAUAUUUUUUUAGAGUUAAAAACAUCAAUGAAAAUGAUUGAGGGUAUUGAUUCCAGUACUCAGUCAUCUAGUCAGGAUUUGUGGGAACAAAUUUGUCCUUAUACACCAGAAGACCAUCAGCUUAACCACAUAGAGACAUUCUCAGACUCCUUUCAGUGUGUUGCCACCGUUGGAGAAACCGAAUUCAAUAAUAGCAGUGAACCUGCACAUAAUUCUCCUUACAGUGCCCAGAAACCUUGGGCUCCACUUCAAGACUCUGAGGCAUAUUUAGCUUCACUAGAGCGCAGACUGCAGAAGAUUAAAGGUCUGUCACAAGAAGUCACCUCAAAGGACAUGAUCCGCUCUCUAAGUCAAGCCAAGAAGGAAUGUUGGGACAGGUUCCUGCAAGAGAACUUUGAACAUGAAGCAUAUAUAGAGAGCAGUGAAGUGGAUGGCAGCACUUUGGAGCAGUUGAGGAGGUGGCUGCAGCCUGAGAAAGUUGCCAUAAAUGCAGAAGAAAUUCAGUGUCUGAUCCCAACUGUUGUUCCUACAGAAGAGGGGGUUAGCACGCCGGAUCCUGAAUCUGCGGAACAGUGAGAGGUUCUGUGCAAGCUGCGUCUUACACUAAAGACAAUCUGUAUCAUUCCUGACCUGCAGCAACAGAGGAAUCAUUUUGUCUGCAAGGAACAAAUAGUGUCAGAAUGACUUACCUGUUUUGGGUAUCCUAACUAGCAUAUUUUUUUCUUUUUUUGGGGGGGGGGGGGAGGCAUAAUUUUUUAUAUUGCGGAAACAGUAGAAUUUUUUUUUUACCUAUUAGGUAUUACAUUUUAUUCAAGUGGCUUCUUAUCUAAAAUGUAAUAGUUAAAACAAGAAGCCACUUUAAAAAUAUCAAUUCAAUAAAGAGAAGAUGGUGGAGAAAAAAAGAAUGUGUCAGUAUUAUGUGUAAAGACUUGAUUCUUUUCUGUAAUAGUUUUUUAUCAUAUAUCAUUGAACAAUAUACAUCUCUGCAUUGCAUUAAAAAAAUGACACACAA